CCGUGUGGUUUGCGGAAAGAUGGCUGCCGCUUUGGAGUGAUCUUGUCGAGCAGCGAGAGAUUGAUUAAUUAGACACUGCGGGUGAAUAAUAACACUCAAAAUAGUGAUUCAGGAGACGAGGACAUAGGGGCACAUCAGCAACUCUGUCACCUUACAUAAAGGCAUUGGGGACCUGUGACGAAGUGUCUAAACACACACACAAUAUCGUCUGUGUGACACGAUACAGAUAGUGAAGAACGUGACGACGUGGCAAGCGUCGGUUCGCUAUGGGAAGCAGGUGAUCUCUUGCCCUGACUGAACUCUGAGAUGGAGGCGGCGGUGUUGGAGGAGGACCCCAGUGGUGCCCCGGGCCUCGACUCUCUCUCCCUCUCCUCCCUGCUGUCUCCAGACCUCGAAGAGGGAGAGGGGCUGGUCGGAGGGGAGGGUGAUGUGGAGUUGAACCCCUACGAUGGGCUGCCCUUCUCCUCACGCUACUACGAGUUGCUGAAGGAGCGCAGGCAGUUGCCAGUCUGGAGCGUCAAGUACGAGUUCCUGGAGAGCCUGGAGAGCAGCGGGGUGGUCAUCGUCUCAGGGGACCUGGGGGCCGGCAAGAGCACACAGAUCCCACAGUGGUGUGCAGAGUAUGCUCUCUCACUGCAGUUUUCCAGCGGUCUGGUUGCCUGCACUCAGCCUCACAGCCUUGCUGCCAUAGGUCUGGCGCUGCGAGUGGCGGAUGAGAUGGAGCUGAACCUGGGCCUGGAGGUGGGAUACCGGGUCCCUUACGAGGACUGCUGCAACUCGGACACCAUGCUGCGGUUUGUGAGUGACUCUGUGCUGCUCAGUGAGAUGAUGUCGGAUCCACUGCUUCACCAGUACGGUGUUCUCGUGAUCGAUGAGACCCAGGAGCGCACUGUGCCCACAGACGUGCUGCUGGGACUGCUGAAGGAUGUGUGGCAGCAGCGAGCGGAGCUGCGUGUGGUCGUGGUGACGGCACCUUCUCUGCAGCCCAGACUGGAGCGCUUCUUUGGGGAGGCAGUGCCUCUAGUCACUGUGCCCCAGAACAGACCCGUCACCUUGGAAACGGUGUACCGCGACCCGCAGUCACGGGACCGGCACUCUGCCGCCUGUCACAUGGUCUUGGACAUUCACCGCAAGGCAGAGCCUGGAGACGUGCUUGUCUUCCUGCCCAGCUCGCAGGAGAUAGAGCUGUGCUGUGCUUUGAUCCAGAAGGAGAGUGUAGCUCUGAGUUCUCAGCUGGGAGAGCUAGUUCCUGUGCCUCUCCACUCAGGGCUGGGCUCAGCCGUGCAGAGGGUGUAUGAUCCGCUGGGGGAGAGGGCAGUGCCGGGGGGGUGUCGGCGCAGAGUGGUGCUCACAGACGCGCUGGCGGAGUCCUCAUUCUCGCUGCCACACAUCCGCUACGUCAUCGACACCGGCAUUCAGCUCAAAACUGUUUACAACCCUCGAAUCAGAGCGGACUCGCAGGUGUUUCGAACAAUCAGCAAGAGUCAAGCGGAGCUGCGGAGACAGAGGGUGAACAGCAGUAGUGCUGGGCUGUGUUUCCGGCUCUACCAGCAGAGUUUCCACGACUCGGACAUGCCAGAUUUCUCUGCUCCUCGAGUGUCGGAAGAGAACCUGAGUCAGCUGGUGCUGCUGCUGAAACGCCUGGACAUCGCUGACAUGGGCCAGUGCAAGUUCCUGGACCGGCCAGCACCGGAAGCUCUGAUGCAGGCGCUGGAAGACCUGGAUUACCUGGCGGCGCUGGACGAUGAUGGUAAUCUCUCUGAAGUUGGAAUCAUCAUGUCGGAGUUUCCGCUGGACCCCCAGCUGGCGAAGGCGCUCAUCGCGUCCUGCGAGUUCGACUGUGUCAGCGAGAUGCUCACUGUGGCUGCCAUGCUGACAGCCUCUCCAUGUUUUGUGACCCCCCCUCAGCACUCGGAGGAGGCGGCCGCUGUUCGACGCAGAGUCCUGCUGCACUCUGACGGGGAUCACUUCACGCUCAUCAACCUCUACAACGCUUUCAAACAGCAUAAUGAGGACGAGGGCUGGUGCAGAAAGAACUUUGUGAGUCAUUCAGCUCUGAAGCGCGCUGACGUGAUCCGCUCUGAGCUGCUAGAGAUCAUGCACCGCAUCGAGCUGCCAGUGUCGCCCCCUAGCUUCGGGACUGAGGACAACAUCCAAAACAUCAAGAGAGCAUUGAUCUCGGGCUACUUCCUCAAGGUGGCUCGUGAUGUGGAUGGUUCUGGGAACUACCUGCUCCUAACUCACAAGCACGUGGCUCACCUGCACCCCUUCUCAGGGUACCUGUCCCGCAAGCCUCUGCCACGCCCCCCCUGCUGGGUGCUGUACCACGAGUUCACCAUCUCCCAGAACAACUGCAUCAGCGUGGUCUCCGAAAUACAGCCCCAGAUGCUGGUGGAGCUAGCCCCGCAGUACUACCUGGGUAACCUACCCGCCAGUGAGGGGCGAGACCUGCUGAUGGAGCUGCGUCACAAACUGUUUCUCCCAGACCCCCAGCGAGCAGAGGGGGAGGAAGAGCAGGGGGAGGGGGGCGAGGCAGAGAGUGCAGGGGCCAAGCUGCCCAAGGACCACCUGCACCAGGAGAGCCAGGAGCUCUGUGUGCUGCAGUAGGACCGGAGGGAUUCCACACAGCCCAGCCAUGCUGGGAGGAAUCCUCACUGCUGGAGUCCCUUUAUGGAAGGCUGACCAUGAGCUGCUGUACUCUGUUCUUCCUACCUGUCUGACCGUUGGCAGGGAUCUCAACUGAGUCAAAAUGAAUGCUGUAUGCAGCAGUGGGAAUAUUCUGUCCCCCUGACUGUCUGUCUUUAAAAUGGGCACCUGGGGACGAGUCACCUAAACUAAAGCUGGAAAGGUAAAAAGAAAAAAACUACAACAUUUUCCAGUCUGAGCUAGGAAUCAUGUUAGUAACACCAUCCACACUCCAGGUUUGUUCUGGACUUCAGCCCCUUAGAAACUAAUUCUAAAGCUCAGGUGCACAGCAAGAAAAUGCCUUGCAGCUCUUUGCUUUGAGAUUGUCUAACAUGGUGGUCCUGACAAACCACCCAGAAAACAAACACACACCCACACAAAUACACACACUUGUGCUGGCUCAAUUGUACUGAAAAAGGGUCAGAAACUUUAGCACUGGGGUGUUCCCACUCCCUUCUGAAUUUCGUUUGCUUUGGAGCCUACCAUUGACCCAUUGAGCACAGCAAGUGUCUUCACAGGACCUGCUAGAAAGUUGUGGUUUAUAUCCUUGGUAUGAUACCGAGUAUCUUAUCCUCCCAAAGACAGACAGACAGACAGACAGGCUGUGUUGGCUGGAGUCUAGGCUUGGCAAUGCUAAUCCAGAGAGGAGUUUCAAUCUCAAGUACAAUGAAGAAACUGGCCCUGAAGUCCUAUAAAGGCUCUGUGAAGUUAUAGUCCUGCUUGCUGUGCUUUUCAUUAGUGUGUAACCUUCUACAUAUGCAGGGCAAGGACAUUUUUCCAUUGGCUCAGCAAGAGUAUAUAGAAACAUGUUUGGAAACCGUUUUGCAGAGUGCCUUUCUAUAAAUGUAUGCUUUACAUUAUUAGCUUGUUCUUUACCAAUAACCAGCGGUUAUGAGUUUAGCUAACUGGUAAGAGGAUAUGAGUUUAUAUUGUGAAUUCAGAAAUAAUGUAAACAGUUCCUAGAGGCAGAAGAAUAAGUUCAAAGAAGAGCUGCUCAUUAUUAUUUCCAUCAUUUUAUAAAAAAUGUUUCAGCCCUCUAUUCAUACCCUGGUAAAAAACCAUUCUAGUGUGUUCUGUCUGACUGUUUUCAGAGCAUGAGACACAGACAGUCUUCGAGAAUCAGCCGUUCUGAUUGUCUGUGAGGAGUUUUAUAUUUUGAGCUGAAGUAUUAUUUAAAAGUUCACCUAAAUGAUUUGUAAGUAUAAUCACCUAGUAAUUCCCAGUAUUGGUGCAACAAAACAUUGUAACUGCUGUGUAGCAAACCUUGUUUACAGGCCACUUGAUGCUACGGGGUAGAUCAUCUCUUUAAUGAUUCUUAUUAUUUAAUAACUGGUAUAGUUAAAUUAAUAUUACAUUCUCUAAAAGAUUGUACAUUAUGGGGUUAAACUUGAACUUUGAACACAUGGUGAAUACGAUAUAGCAUGUAAAGAAUCUUUGAGGCUGAAGUUUACAAUUAUUUUAUAAAUAUCUGAAUCCUAAGUUAUUAAAUUUGUGCAAUACAAUAUAAUUACUUCUGUAGGUGCAUGAAAGAUUCAUUGUAAUUGCAUGUCUGUGUGCUAUUCAUUUCACAUGGUUUCUUAUCAACUGACUACAACUGUACAUGUGUAGUCAGUUACACUUCAAAUCCCUUUAAGUGACAUUACAUCUGUACAGUGCUGCUGCAAAUGGUUUCUUAUGUGAGUGCAAUGUCUAGUGCAGAAUGCACAGAACCCCCUGCUGUUCCACCCCAAGCGUCACUCUCCCUCUGAAUGAAAUGCCAUUCGGGGUUCUCGAGCCUUCUGUCCAAGACUGCAGCGGUUAUAAAGUGUAAUACUGUGAGACCAGAGAGACCUGGUAAUCUACAGAUUAUCUCCUUCCCUGGGACGAGCAGUCCGGUCAGCUCAAUGAUUUUCAAAUGUUGAAACAAGGAGUCUCUGGAUACUGUUAGAAACAAGUUACAGCUUUUACUAGGAAAUUACAGUAAACAGACUAGAUAUGCAACAAUCUUUUUUUCCUUACUGUAGAGGGAAUGUUGUAUGUAUAUAAUGUUUUUUACCCAUUAUUAGUGAACAUAAAAUGACAUGGUAUCAGUAAUAUAAUUUGCUUAUUCUAUUUAUGAUCAUGGAUAAUUAAUUAUGCUAUGUAAUACUAUAUAUUAAUUUAUAAUUUUGUAAAUGUUGUGAAAGGCAAAAACAUGAUGUGUCCAAAUCUGUUCAACCUACAGUCCAUAAAGCAAUGGGACUGGAAGGCAGUGUACUACUGGUUAGAGCAGGGUUGCUGGGAGGCGGUGUAGCCUAUUGGUUAGAACCGUGACUGGAAUGGAGACAGUGUGGUUCAGUGGGUAGAGCUGAAGGACUGGAAUGGAGGCAGUGUGGUUCAGUGGGUAGAGCUGAGCACUGGAAAUGCCACUAUUUCUGCAAGUGACUUGUUUUAGGUUGCUGGCUCUCGGUAGAGGUGACCUUAGCAUAAUUAAGCCUGGUCCUGAUGACACAAGCUGCAAAAUUCAUCCAGUCUCUCUCUCUUCUGUGCUUGGAUAUCGAGCUGAGCCGUAAGGGUGGACCACAGUUUAUUAUAGGGCUGUCCAUUUCAAACAUGUCCACUGUGAGCCACUGUGCAGAUGGAAGUAGUCCAUUUUGAAAUGAAACGCUGGACACAUUGCAUAAUUGUCUAGUAUGUGCUACUGGGGAUAUUCACACAAACAAAACACAAAUGCAGAGUUAAAAUCGGAAACAAGAGAAACUGAAAAUAAAUAGUGCAAUUU
Messenger RNA from Polyodon spathula (Mississippi paddlefish), 5425 nucleotides. RefSeq names its product DEAQ box RNA-dependent ATPase 1 (gene dqx1). The record is from RefSeq and is a predicted model, not a curated record. The transcript is spliced from 12 exons. Gene Ontology annotation, molecular function: RNA binding. Lineage: Eukaryota; Metazoa; Chordata; Actinopteri; Acipenseriformes; Polyodontidae. Gene Ontology annotation, cellular component: spliceosomal complex; intracellular anatomical structure. Bases 307 to 2607 code for a protein of 766 amino acids.